AUGGAAGAGCUGGUUACACAUUACAAAAAGAAAAAUCAAUCGUUAGAAGACAGAGAGAUGGAAUUAAUGUACAGGUUACAAAUGCAAGAAAAUACCAUGCUUGCCAUCCUUAUGGCAAAUAUUUUUAAAAUGAUGGCACGACAAGCACGGCAGCCUGCACCAUCAACUGGAAUACCUCCGGGUACUGAUGGUACCCCGAAGGCUACUGCUAUCUUGAAUCCAGUAGAGGAAGAACUGAUGUCGAGGCUAUGUACACUUGAAGCAAGACUCGAAACGGAAUUGAUGAUGCUUCAGGAAUCUCGUGAAAAAGAGAAUGUUUUAUGGAAAAAAUUGUACAAACUGGAAAUGAUUUUAAAUUCCAAAGACACCGAUACAGGGCACAUCCUAGAUCGUAAUCCUGGACGUGAUUUAGACAUUUUAGAGAAAGUUAUAAAAAUGGCUCGAGAGGGUAUCGAAAUGCAACGAAGAAUCAAAGAAUUAGAAGUGAAAGAAGCUCUGUAUCAGAAAACCAUAGAUAAAUAUGAUCGUUUGUUUUCUGACAAGGAUUAA
Molecule: messenger RNA, 549 nt
Organism: Nezara viridula (southern green stink bug)
Lineage: Eukaryota; Metazoa; Arthropoda; Insecta; Hemiptera; Pentatomidae
Source: the annotation of a GenBank genome assembly